AUGGUCGGCGUCGUCGCCUACCCUAAGUCCAACCGGAAGGCCUGCAAGAGCUUUGACGACUUCGACAUCUCCUACAAGGCCAAGUCCGGGUCCUUGCCCACCUUCUUGCUAGUCGACCGGGGAGAUUGCUUCUUCACAAAGAAGGCAUGGAAUGCUCAGAACGCGGGAGUGGCGGCUAUUCUGGUUGCUGAUGACAAGGACGAGCCUCUAAUUACAAUGGAUACACCUGAAGAGAGCGGAAGGGCUGAUUAUUUAGAGAACAUCACCAUACCAUCAGCGCUGAUAACAAAGAGCUUUGGGGACAGACUCAGGAAAGCAGUCGAUGGCGGUCACAUGGUUAAUGUGAAUUUAGAUUGGAGGGAGUCCCUGCCUCACCCUGAUGAGCGUGUUGAAUACGAGUUCUGGACCAACAGUAACGAUGAAUGUGGUCCCAAAUGCGACAGCCAGAUUGAUUUCGUUAAGAGCUUUAAAGGACCAGCACAGAUACUUGAGAAAAAGGGAUACACACAGUUUACUCCUCAUUACAUUACCUGGUAUUGCCCGGAGGCCUUCACACUAAGCAAGCAGUGCAAAUCCCAGUGUAUCAACCAUGGAAGGUACUGUGCACCUGACCCGGAACAGGAUUUCAGCAAAGGGUAUGACGGGAAAGACGUGGUGGUUCAAAAUUUGCGUCAAGUAUGUGUUUAUAAAGUUGCGAAGGAGAAUAAGAAACCUUGGUUAUGGUGGGACUACGUGACCGAUUUUGCAAUCCGCUGCCCAAUGAAGGAAAAGAAGUAUACCAAGGAAUGUGCUGAUGGAGUUAUCAAGUCACUUGGACUUGAUCACAAAGCAAUAGAUAAGUGUAUUGGUGAUCCAAAUGCUGAUGAAGAAAAUCAUGUGCUGAAAGCUGAACAGGAUGCUCAGAUUGGCAAAGGUGCUCGUGGUGAUGUCACUAUCUUACCAACACUGGUCAUUAAUAAUAGACAAUACAGAGGGAAACUUGACAAAGGGGCAGUUCUUAAAGCACUUUGUGCAGGUUUCCAGGAAACCACUGAGCCUGCCGUCUGCUUGAGUGAAGAUAUACAAACCAACGAGUGCUUGGAGAAUAAUGGUGGCUGUUGGCACGAUAAGGCUGCUAACAUAUCUGCAUGCAAGGAUACUUUCCGUGGUAGAGUUUGCGAAUGCCCGGUUGUGAAAGGUGUAAAAUUUGUUGGUGAUGGCUACACCCAUUGUGAAGGAUCUGGUCGCUGUGAGAUUAACAAUGGUGGAUGUUGGAAAGAGACCAGGAAUGGCCUGACACACUCUGCCUGCACUGAUGGUGGCUGUAAAUGUCCAGUUGGGUUCAAAGGUGACGGUGUCCACAAAUGUGAAGAUGUUGAUGAGUGCAAGGAAAGGACUGCAUGCCAGUGCAAGGAAUGCAAAUGCAAGAACACUUGGGGAAGCUACGAGUGCGGGUGCGGUGGUGGCUUGCUGUACAUGAAGGAGCAUGAUACGUGCAUAAAUUAUCUAUUAAAAGCUUACAAAGUCAACACAUUUUAUUCAGGCAAGGAUGCAGGAGCACGGGUAGGCUGGAAUUUCCUAUGGUUUCUAUUGUUUGGCCUAGCGGCAGUAGGAAUCGCAGGAUACGCGGUGUACAAGUACAGGAUCCGGAGCUACAUGGAUUCAGAGAUCCGCGCUAUCAUGGCGCAGUACAUGCCCCUGGACAACCAAGGAGAGAUCCCCAACCAUUCUCACCAUAUUGAGAUAUGGGGUGUUGUAUCUUCUAAACCUUACCCUGUCCUUGCAUUGCCUUCUGUACGAAAAAACAAAAAGGCAAUGGUCGAUGUUGUAUCUUCUACACCUUACCCUGUCCCUGCAAAAUGCUUGUCUGUCCCUGCCUUCUAUACGAAGAAACAAAAAGGCAAUAGUAGAUGCAGAAAGAUGCUAGCAAUGGGAUCGGAGCAGGAGAAGAAGGCCGCCGCCACGGUGGAAGUGGAAGGCAUCCCGUUCCCGCGGGAAAUCGCCGGCGCCAAGGCGCUCUCGCUCGUCGGCCAUGGCAAGCACCAGAAUCCUGGACUGACGAAACCGAUACGAAUGCAUCUUUUUUUAUUUUUGACGAAAAUCAAGUUCAACGCCGUCGGGGUCUACCUCGACGUCGACGGCGCCAUGGAGCAUCUGCAGGGCUGGAAGGGGAAGAGCCAGCUGAUGGAGGACGAGGCUUUCUUCGACGCCCUGGUCUCCGCUCCGGUGGAGAAGGUGCUGAGGGUGGUGGUGAUCAAGGAGAUCAAGGGGUCGCAGUACGGCGUGCAGCUCGAGAGCUCCGUCAGGGACCGCCUCGUGGCGGCGGACAAAUACGAGGACGACGAGGAGGAGGCGCUCGAGAAGGUCUCCGACUUCUUCCAGUCCAAGUACUUCAGGCCCGGCUCCGUCGUCACCUUCCACUUCCCGGCCACGCCCACCGCCGCGCCAGAGAUAACGUUCGUGACAGAAGGCAAGGAGGAGGCCAAGGUGGCGGUGGAGAACGCGGCCGUGGCGGAGAUGAUCCAGAGGUGGUACCUCGGCGGCGAGUCGGCGGUGUCGCAGACCACCGUCAGGAGCAUCGCUGAUAGUUUCGCGGCAAUGCUCUCCUCACCAUGA
Triticum turgidum subsp. durum (durum wheat) is the source of this 2595-nucleotide messenger RNA. NCBI's taxonomy places the organism in Eukaryota, Viridiplantae, Streptophyta, Magnoliopsida, Poales, Poaceae. The record is from the annotation of a GenBank genome assembly.